Molecule: messenger RNA, 694 nt
Organism: Amphibalanus amphitrite
Lineage: Eukaryota; Metazoa; Arthropoda; Thecostraca; Balanomorpha; Balanidae
Exons: 3
Coding region: 1-576 (191 amino acids)
Source: RefSeq, a predicted model, not a curated record
AUGUUCCCGCCUCGUACUAGCCGCUUCCCAGUACCGUCCGCGCCGCGCAGAGCGGAUCGUUGGCGGCGGCGCAGUUUUGCACCCGGCACUAACGCCUGCAGUUUUCUCGGGUAUAAAGAGACCGCGCGUCGCAGCUGGGCACUGAUUCACAAAGUUUCGGGCGCUGGAGGAAGACAGACGGACACCACUGACUAUCAACAUGAAGUGCGGAAACUGCUGCUGCAACAAGAACGUGUGCUGCUCGGUGGGCACCUGCUGCCAGGCCGGAUCCUGCUCCUGCGGCAGCUGCGGCUGCAAGAGGUCGUGCUGCAAGUCCAGCUCGCCCAGCAAAUAGACGGCCCCGGCGACCGGCACAUCUCACCCAUGUACCAAAUAGACGGCCCGGGCGGCCGGCACAUCUCACCCAUGUACCAAAUAGCCGGCCCCGACGGCAGCUGUCCCAGGCCGCCCACCUAUAGCGGACAGCCGGGCGGCAGCUGUCCCAGGCCGCCCACCUAUAGCGGACAGCCGGGCGGCAGCUGUCCUAAUCAGUCCACCCGGGCGGGCAGCUUUGCCUGGCCGUCGGCCGUGAACUGAUCGUGAUUCGUGACUGCAGGCCUCUAUACAGAGAGGCCGCUCGACCUGCCCUCGCUGACUGCCCAUUGAACAACAUAUAGACCAAUUAUACGUUUUGUAAUAAAAUAUAAAAACGUGA